Molecule: messenger RNA, 5267 nt
Organism: Labrus bergylta (ballan wrasse)
Lineage: Eukaryota; Metazoa; Chordata; Actinopteri; Labriformes; Labridae
Product: Ral GTPase activating protein non-catalytic subunit beta
Biological process (GO): regulation of small GTPase mediated signal transduction; activation of GTPase activity
Molecular function (GO): GTPase activator activity
Source: RefSeq, a predicted model, not a curated record
CCCGUCAGACUUCAAGCCCCUGACAUUGUGAAGAUGGAGGCUGCUUUGCUCUAGACCAGGAAACAGAGAAAACCACCAACUGCAGGGUUCAGAGAUCUGUUAUGACAACAUAUCCAGCCGGUUCAGGUGGAGGCAGGAGGUGUGAGUAGACUGUACUAAGACAUCAGCAGCAUGUACUCCGAGUGGCGCUCGCUGCAGCUGGUGGUGCAGAGUGACCAGGGCCACCUCAGUGUUCUGCACACCUACCCCACCAGCGUGGGUACUGAGGUGGCAAAUGCUGUGGUCAGGCCUCUGGGGACAGCUGUAAGCCCUGUGGCCACAGAGAACAUCCUCAAGACAGACAAGGAGGUUAAGUGGACCAUGGAGGUGCUUUGUUACGGUCUCACGCUCCCUUUAGAGGGGGACACAGUCAAACUGUGUGUGGAUGUGUACACGGACUGGAUGAUGGCCCUGGUGUCCCCCAGAGACUCAAUGCCUCAGCCUGUGGUCAAAGAGCCCAAUAUGUACGUCCAGACCAUCCUCAAACAUCUCUACAACGUCUUUGUACCCAGACCUGAGCAGCACAGUCUGAACCACAUCAGGCUUUGCCAGCAGGUUUUGACUGCAGUUCAGAAAUUGGCAAGAGAGUCUGUAUCCAUGGUGAGGGAAACCUGGGAGGUGCUCCUUCUCUUCCUGCUGCGCAUCAAUGACACAUUACUUGCACCGCCCACAGUUGGAGUUGGAGUGGCAGAGAAACUGGCAGAGAAACUCAUGGCGGUGCUGUUUGAGGUGUGGUUGCUGGCAUGUGCACGCUGCUUUCCCACGCCCCCGUACUGGAAGACAGCAAGGGAGAUGCUGGCCAACUGGAGACACCACCCACCUGUUGUUGAGCAGUGGAGCAGAGUUGCCUGUGCCCUGACAUCUAGACUUUUACGCUUCACCCACGGACCGUCCUUCCCGCCUUUCAAAGUCCCCGAUGAAGAUGCCAACCUUAUUCCUUUAGAAAUGGACAAUGACUGUGUUGCACAGACGUGGUACCGCUUUCUUCACAUGCUCAGUAACCCAGUGGACCUGAGCAACCCUGCGGUCGUGAGCACCACUCCAAAGUUUCAGGAGCAGUUCCUCAACUCCAGCGGCAUCCCUCAUGAAGUGGUGCUGCAUCCGUGUUUGAAGCAGCUACCCCAGAUCUUCUUCAGGGCCAUGAGAGGCAUCAGCUGCCUUGUGGAUGCCUUCUUGGGUGUCUCUGUUGAAAAAAAGAGAGCUGUACGGGAGAGGGUGUUCUCUUUUUCUCCAGUGCUGCUCUCUCAUGGUAUCUCACGUCCCAGAGCUGACAGUGCCCCGCCCACUCCAGUCAACAGAAUGAGCAUGUCCCCGCCCCCUUCCAUCACCAACACGACUCCCCCACACAGCCGCAAGCCACGACAUACAGUGGUCACCAAAACCACAAGCAAGAGUUCAACUAGCAGUGGGAGUCAACCAACCAAAGCAUCCCAGCAGCAACAGCAGCAGCAGCAGCAGCAGACUUCUUCCUCCCCGACCCUUCUUUCCAGCCCCAAUCAGAGCAGCUGGGAGUCUCGACCCCUGCCGGCCCCGGCAAGACCGAAGGUCAACAGCAUCCUCAACCUGUUUGGCCAGUGGCUUUUCGAUGCUGCUCUGGUCCACUGUAAGCUCCACAGCGGCCUCAGCAGAGACCCAAGCAUGACCGCCAUAGCCACUCAAGUAGGUCUGGAGCUGAGAAGGAAGGGUUCACAGAUGUCCACAGACUCCAUGGUGUCCAACCCCAUGUUUGAUGCCAACGAGUUCCCAGAGAGCUACGAGGCAGGACGAGCCGAGGCCUGCGGGACUCUCUGUCGCAUCUUCUGUAGCAAGAAAACCGGGGAGGAUAUACUACCUGUUUACCUGUCGAGAUUCUACAUGAUCCUGAUUCAAGGCCUCCAGAUCUCUGAUUUCAUCUGUAGACCAGUUCUGGCUUCUAUUAUUCUCAACUCUUCCUCUCUCUUCUGCACCGAUCUGAAGGGCAUCAAUGUGGUGGUGCCGUACUUCAUAGCUGCACUGGAGACUAUUGUACCAGACAGAGAGCUGUCCAAAUUCAAGAUGUAUGUAAAUCCUACCGACCUGAGGAGAGCCUCCAUCAACAUCCUGCUUGCCAUGCUGCCUCUGCCACAUCACUUUGGCAACAUUAAAUCAGAGGUCCUUUUGGAAGGAAAGUUCAAUGAGGAGGACGGGUGGCCUCAUGACCAGCCCGUGUCUUUCCUGUCACUGAGGCUACGUCUGGUUAAUGUCCUCAUUGGAGCACUACAGACUGAGACCGAUCCCACGAACACACAGCUCAUCUUGGGUGCAAUGCUCAAUAUUGUUCAAGACUCGGCGCUGUUGGAGUCCAUCGGUGCGCAGACGGAAACAGGGAGUAUAGAUGGGAGCCAAAUAACCUCAAGGAGCCAGAGUCACAGUCGCACCAACAGUGGCAUCAGCUUCAACAGCGGGGGCAGCACAGAAGCCACCAGCCCAGACUCUGAGCGCCCUGCCCAGGCCCUGCUGCGAGACUACGCUCUUCCAGAUACGGCGGCAGGCCUGCUGGUGCGAAGCAUCCACCUGGUCACCCAGAGACUCAACUCCCAGUGGAGGCAGGACAUGAACAUUUCACUGGCUGCACUGGAGCUGCUGGCCGGACUCGCCAAGGUUAGGGUGGGAGUUGACUCUGCAGACCGUAAGCGAGCUGUCAGCUCUAUAUGUGGGUACAUUGUGUACCAGUGUAGCCGUCCAGCUCCUCUUCAAUCCCGAGACCUCCACUCCAUGAUCGUAGCUGCCUUCCAGUUUCUUUGCGUGUGGCUCACAGAGCACCCCGACAUGCUGGAUGAGAAGGACUGUUUGGUCGAGGUGUUGGAGAUUGUGGAGCUGGGAAUAUCUGGCAGCAAGUCUCGACAGGAACAAGAAGUCCGACAUAAAGGGGAGAAGGAGCACAACCCAGCCUCCAUGAGGGUGAAGGACGCUGCUGAGGCCACUCUAUCCUGUAUCAUGCAGGUGUUGGGGGCCUUCCCUUCCCCCAGCGGUCCUGCCUCCACCUGCAGCCUGCUGAACGAGGACACCUUGAUUCGCUAUGCUAGACUCAGUGCCACAGGAGCGAGCAACUUCCGCUACUUCGUCCUGGACAACUCUGUCAUCCUGGCCAUGCUGGAGCAGCCUCUCGGCAAUGAGCAGAACCCAAGUCCCUCAGUGACAGUCUUGAUCCGAGGGACUGCUGGUCGACAUGCCUGGACCAUGCAGCUCUUCCACCAACCCCGAGGGGCUCGGGCCAAUCAGAGGCAGGUGUUUGUCCCAGAGGGCCGCCCAACACCGAACAACGACGUGGGGAUCAAGUACAACGUCAAGCAGCGGCCGUUCCCCGAAGAGGUGGAUAAGAUUCCUCUCGUUAAAGCUGAUGUAAGCAUCCCCGACCUGGAUGACAUUGUCAGUAAAGAGCUUGAACUUCAGCACGACAAGCUCCGUAUUCUGAUGACCAAGCAGAUAGAGUACGAGAACGCUUUGGAGCGCCACAGCGAUGAAAUUUGGAAGUCAAAGCAUUUCCCCGACCCACAGACGGACUGCAAACCUCCUCCACCCUCGCAGGAGUUCCAGACAGCACGCCUCUUCCUCUCCCACUUUGGCUUUCUGUCUCUGGAGGCGCUCAAGGAGCCCAACAACAGUCGUCUACCUCCUCAUCUGAUCGGUCUGGAGUCGUCCUUGCCGGGGUUUUUUGAUGACAUCAGCUACCUUGACCUGCUUCCCUGCCGACCGUUCGACACUGUCUUUGUUUUCUAUGUGAGGGCAGGACAGAAAAGCAGCCCCGAGAUCCUGAGGAAUGUGGAGUCGUCGUCCAGCGUCCAGCCCCACUUUCUAGAGUUCCUGAUGUCCUUGGGCUGGCCUGUGGAUGUCGGACGCCACCCAGGGUGGACUGGACACCUAGACACCAGCUGGUCCCUAAACUCCUGCUCCGACAGUAACGAUAUACAACAAACAGAAGAAGCAGCAACUCCUGAGGACACUGGAGGUUCAGUGUUCAAUGGGGAGAAGAAGGUUUUGUACUAUGCUGACGCCCUGACAGAGAUUGCCUUCGUGGUUCCAUCCUUAACAGAAAACUCCGAGGAGUCAUCAGUGCACAGUGACUCCACAGUGGAGGCAGACACAAACUCAGAGAUCAUUCCUGGUGUACUCAAACAACCCAAUCUCACACUGGAGCUGUUCCCCAACCACUCUGAGAACCUGGAGUCUGCCAAAAAGCUGAGUCCUUUGGUAAAGACAAAAAGGUCAUCAACUGGGAAAUCUUUCCCUCCUCUGGGUCCUGAGACGAAGGUGUUUGUGGUCUGGGUGGAGCGCUUUGAUGACAUUGAGAACUUCCCGUUAACUGAUCUCUUGGCGGAAACCAGCACGGGUUUGGAAGCCAGCAUGAGCAACAGCACUUCCUGCAGGUCAGGGCUACUUGAGAAGGAUGUACCAUUGAUCUUCAUCCACCCUCUGAAGACGGGACUCUUCAGGGUCCGGCUGCAUGGAGCUGUGGGUAAAUUUGGCAUGGUGAUUCCCCUGGUGGACGGCAUGGUGGUCAGCCGCAGAGCUCUAGGGUUUCUUGUUCGCCAAACGGUCAUCAACGUGUGCCGACGAAAGCGCCUGGAAAGUGACUUGUACAACCCUCCUCACGUGAGGCGGAAGCAGAAAAUAACGGAGAUUGUCCAGCGCUACCGCAACAAGCAACUGGAGCCUGAGUUUUACACCUCGCUCUUCCACGAGGUGGGGGAGGGGAAGCCCCACCUCUAACCCGCCUGUCCCUGUCCUAACACUGGCUCACCAACGCGCACAGUAACACACCAAGCUCUUAUCAUAUACUUCAUUUACACAUUACACACACACACACACACACACACACACACACACAGGAACACACACAGGAACACACACAGGAACACACAGAAUCUUUAUAUUUAUACUGUACUGUUUUGUUAUUUAUACAAAUAUCAACACUGUCUGCCUUUGACUCCGAGAGCAAAGUGUCAAAAACCAUGCCAAGGUGGAAGAAGCUACAUUUGUAUGUCGCAGCCGCUCAUCUAAACGUCUGAACGGCCGAAGCUCAACAGUGACUGUCUCUCUGCAUUUAGCUCCACACUCUGUGGCAAAGACUUUCUGCUUGUCAUUAACUGCAAUACAAUAGUAACACUUUUGGCCUUUUCUGAAAUUGUACAAAUGUUUGUCCUUUAAACUCUGUGAACUGAGUCGGCUUCAUGAUGGUUUUUGGUAAAUACACACUCAUAAAAACCUUA